This is a messenger RNA of Molossus molossus (Pallas's mastiff bat), 1937 nucleotides long. RefSeq names its product aarF domain containing kinase 5 (gene ADCK5). The record is from RefSeq and is a predicted model, not a curated record. The coding region runs from base 47 to 1792 and encodes 581 amino acids. Lineage: Eukaryota; Metazoa; Chordata; Mammalia; Chiroptera; Molossidae. The transcript is spliced from 15 exons.
CGGGAGCCGAGUGGGAGCCGAGCGGGAGCCGAGCGGCGGCUGGAACAUGUGGCGACCGUCCCCACUUUGCCACUUCCACUGCGCUGUGCUGCAGAGCAGGCCCCAGCGCUGGCCAGUCCCCGCUGCCUUCCUCAGGAGAAGCCUCAGCGUCCUGCCUGCUCGGUGGUCCUUGAGACCCCAGCCCCUGUGGAAGAAGGUGCUCUCCUCCACGGCAGUGGGGCUGCCCCUGCUCCUUGGCAUCCGCUACGUCGUGGCAGAGCCUCAGGAGAAGAGAAGGAUGAGGCUCAUGGUGGACGGUGUUGGGCGCUUCGGCAGGUCUCUGAGGGUCGGCCUGCAGAUCUCCGCGGACUACUGGUGGUGCACGAACGUCAUCCUGCGAGGGGUGGAAGAGAACAGCCCGGGAUACUUGGAGGUGAUGUCUGCGUGUCAUCAGCGGGCGGCUGAUGCCCUGGUGGCUGGGGCCAUCAACAACGGGGGCCUGUACGUGAAGCUGGGUCAGGGGCUAUGCUCCUUCAACCACCUGCUGCCCCCUGAGUACAUCAAGACACUGCGUGUGCUGGAAGACAAGGCCCUCACUCGUAGCUUCCGGGAGGUGGAUGAGCUAUUCCUUGAGGACUUCCAGGCCCCGCCCCACGAGCUCUUCCAGGAGUUUGACUACCAGCCCAUUGCUGCCGCUAGCCUGGCCCAGGUACACCGUGCCCGGCUGCACGAUGGCACUGCCGUGGCUGUGAAGGUGCAGUACAUCGACCUGCGGGACCGCUUCGAUGGGGACAUCCAGACCCUGGAGCUCCUGCUCAGGCUCGUGGAGCUCAUGCACCCCAGCUUCGGCUUCAGCUGGGUCCUCCAGGACCUGAAGGGGACCCUGGCCCAGGAACUGGACUUUGAGAAUGAGGGCCGGAACGCUGAGCGCUGCGCACGGGACCUGCAGCACUUCCACUAUGUUGUGGUCCCCCGAGUGCACUGGGACACGUCCAGCAAGCGUGUGCUGACAGCUGAGUUCUGUGAGGGCUGCAAGGUCAACGACGUGGAGGCCAUCAAGUCCAUGGGGCUGGCUGUGCAGGAUAUAGCAGAGAAGCUCAUCAAAGCGUUCGCUGAGCAGAUAUUCUAUACAGGCUUCAUCCACUCUGACCCCCACCCUGGCAAUGUUCUGGUGCGGAAAGGCCCGGACGGGAAGGCAGAGCUGGUGCUGCUGGACCAUGGGCUCUACCAGUUCCUGGAUGAGAAGGACCGCUCAGCCCUGUGCCAACUGUGGCGGGCCAUCAUCCUGAGAGAUGACAUCUCAAUGAAGACGCACGCGGCCACACUUGGGGUGCAAGACUACUUCCUGUUCUCGGAGGUGCUCAUGCAGAGGCCCGUGCACCUGGGGCAGCUGUGGCGCUCUCACCUGCUGAGCCGCGAGGAAGCGGCCUACAUGCAGGCCAUGGCCCGGGAGCACUUCGAGGACAUCAUGGCUGUGCUCAAGGCCCUGCCUCGGCCCAUGCUGCUCGUGCUGCGCAACAUCAACACUGUCAGGGCCAUCAACACUGCCCUCGGCACCCCUGUCGACCGCUACUUCCUCAUGGCCAAGAGUGCGGUCAGAGGCUGGAGCCGCCUGGCAAGCGCAGCACACCCAAACGUCUGCAGCAGCAGUCUCCUGCGCCACAUCAGGGUUGUCUGGGAGACGCUGAAGUUUGAAGUGGCCCUGAGGCUGGAGACCCUGUCAAUGCGGCUCACCGCCCUCCUAGUUCGAGUGCUGGUGCACCUGGACCUCAUGCCCAGGACUGAGGAGCUUUACCGAUACCUGGAGACCUAGGGACCCAGAGCAGGAGGCCCAGGACUAGAGAUGUGAACACCCCCAAGACCUGGGACACCAGAACAACUGUCAUCUAGAGUGGGGGGGAGGGGUGGCUCUGACCACGGGUGGGGCCAGGAGGCCCUGCAAUGACCACACACACUUC